AUGAACGGGACACCACGAUUGCGGUCAGCGUUCCCCUCGACGCCGGGAAGUGCACAGCAGGGGGGUACUACUCGCAGAGUCGGAAGUCCAUCCAAUGGGUCAAGCGGAGGCGUACAUCGAAGUUCGCCAUUACCUAGCAUCCCCCAGGUCCAAAGCUCAAUAUCAUCUACACCCACAAGUGUGCCGUUGAUUCCAAUUACCCUCGUCGAUGCGCCUACUCAACGCAUGUAUACGGCGGCCGUUUAUGGUCUGCUGAUUGUUUGGAGGUUUUAUGACUGGUGGACUUUGGUGGAGGCAGAAACAACAUCUUUACCUCUCUUUGGGAAAUGGUUUCUUAUAGAUUGUGCAUUUCUAUAUGGAGUUCCAAUGUUACGGAUCCCAUGGCUGGAAUGGUCUGACUCGACAGCAGCUGUGGCGUGUCUGGUGCAUCAGGUGUUGAACUGGAUGUUGAUGUUUAGGAUACCUCUACCUAUCGAAGGAUGGUUGAUGUUUUUUAUGAAAUCCAUUUUUGACAAGGAGAUGUCUAUUUCAGAGAAUAGUGUCCGGCCUGCAAGCAUUCUGCACAACGCUUCUCUCAUUAUGGGAAGACAAAUAAUAAACAUUUUGCCAGAAGGAUCCGUUACGAUGAAUCCAGAUCAAUUUUCAUUUUGCAUAGGCGACGGUCAUCCGUCUAUUGCUAUUCCACUCCGGUUCAACCAGACACGACCGCAACACAUCGAGCUCCUGCGCGUUGAUUUCGACACAAAUGUGAAUGAGACCAUUACACUUACCAAGAAGGAGAUGAAGAAACCUCUGGUCGUGGAAGAGGGGGUGACCAUCAUCAACUAUAUCACAAAGAAGCCCGGGCUUUACCGCCUGCAAAAGGUCGUUGAUAGGUCAAAAUCAGAGGUUCUACGGCGAAUGUCAGAUACUUUGGUCUUAGCGUGCCCUAAAGGAAGAGUGAAAUCUUCUGCGUCAAACAAGUGCAUAGGGGAUCUUUCAGAUUUGACUAUGGAAAUUGAGGGCACACCUCCUCUUAAGGUGGUGUAUAGCCGCACCGCAAAUGCUGACAAAAGUGUCCAUCAUUUCCAGAGUAUUCAACCAGAAAAUUUCGAGUCACCGCUCCUUGGAAAUACUCGAUCUGGCACUUUGGUAGUCGCAGGGAAUCAAGACGUCUCAUGGGGACGGUCUCAGAAAAUCUCUGUACCACUUAACGAGUCCAUGAUACCUAGUGGUCGUUGGUUAUACUCGAUCGAUGAAAUCCAUGAUGCGAUGGGAAACGUAGCGAAUUUUUCAUCUGGAGCAGAUGACGGAGAACAUCACUAUCCAAAAGGUGUUCACCUAGAGCAAGACUUCACAGUUCACGAACGACCUGUAGCUCGCUUAGUGAACUGCGACUCGCGAACCCCCUUGAAGGUUCCGACUGGAAGAGCGACUCAGCUUCCAGUUCAAUAUAUGACACGCGGACGGACUCCUGAUGAGACCUCUCACACAAUUACUUGGAAAUUCACUCCUUUGGACUCAUUGACGAAAAGUGGUGAUCAUGGCGAUGAUUACAUUGAAGAAUCGUACCUUGCUAAAACUGCUCACAACAUCCCAACGAUUCGCCAACCUGGCCUGUACACCCUGACCAGUGUAAAGAGUCAAUUCUGUGAGGGCGAAGUAAAGGAGCCCGCGUCGUGCUUGUUACUCAACCCGCCCGAGCCUCAAUUAUCGAUCUCAUCCGAGAACAUCAAUGACAAAUGUGCAGGAAAGCCGAUCGGGUUACUUGUUGACCUCGAUCUUAUUGGAACACCACCAUUUGUCGUCAGAUAUGAUGUUAUCACCGGCAGUGGAACAAAGUCUGAAAUUGUUAAUGUUAAAGGUGUGAGACAGCAACUUGAGCUCAAGCCCAGAGAUGCAGGCCACUUCAAAUAUCGCUUCACAUCGAUAGAUGACGAUGUAUACAAGGCUCAUACCCUUGGUGGCAGCGAGUAUGUUCUCGAGCAAGACGUCAAACCUCCAGCAUCUGCGUCCCUUAGAAAAAGUCCGGAGAACAUUGAUGCAUGUAUCGAAGAGCCAGUCGAACUGCAUGUUGACUUGUUCGGAGAACGACCAUUUUCCUUGGAGUAUGAACUCGUUCACAAUGGCAAGAGAGAGCGAUUUAAGAAAGCCAACAUUGAAACAGACUUUUUUACAAUCAAGACAAAUCCACUACUCGCGGGUGGUGAGUACUCGUUAGCACUGACUAGUGUUCAAGACAAAACGGGUUGUAAAAUCUUCUUGAAUAGUGAUGUCAAGUUCAACGUACGUCGCCAACGGCCCAAGGCUUCCUUCGGGCUACUGGAUGGAAAGUUCAAGACUAUCGAGGUCGAAGGUCAAUCUGUUCAAUUGCCCCUACGGCUUACUGGCAGACCUCCGUAUACUGUAUCCUACCGAAAUCUCGAUGACUCGCCUGAUAGGAUCUUAACCAAGACAGCAAAAUUGGCAAACGACUACAUUCUCGCCGAUCGGCGAGGCAAAUACGAGAUUGUCGAUGUUUCCGAUGACAAAUGUCCUGGAACUGUAAACCAGCAAGCAUCGACAUUUGAAAUUGACUGGAUUGCGAGGCCUCAGAUUAAGGUUGCUGAUACAUCUGUCUUGACAUCUGCUGGUGAUAGAUGGGUCAAGCGUGAAGUCUGUGAAGGAGAUAUCGAUGGCACUCCUCCAUAUGCCGUUAAAUACCAGCAACGCCAUAAACCAGAGUCUGGUUCUGGAUCCAUCAUCAAUAAAGAGUUCGAAGCUGCUCUGGGACUGGCAACUAUUUCUAUGGAGACUUCAAAAGCUGGAAAAUACGAAUAUAGGUUCUCAGAGAUCUCCGACGCUUUGUACGAUCACGACUCCAAGAAGCACACCCCAUUGAUUCUCGAGCAAAAGGUGAAUCGCAAACCUUCAGCGCACUUUAUCAAGCCAGGACAAUCAUACAAAUACUGUAAAGAAGACCUUGCUGGGGACGAGGUAAUCCCAAUCCGGCUAGAGGGGGUACCACCUUUCAGUCUGGAGGUCGAGAUCAAGCACCAAAGCAGUGCGCGCCCCGAAACAGUCAAAUUCGCCAACAUUGAAACACAUCAAUAUGAUUUUAAGAUCCCGCACUCCAAGCUUUCACUCGGCAUCCACCAAGUCAGCGUCCGCAAAGUUCGCGACUCACGGGGUUGCCAACAGAAAACCGAAUACGGAGCACCUCACGUCCAAGUUCAAGUCUACGACGUCCCAACCAUCCAUCCUCAAGAAUCCCGCACCGACUACUGCGUCGGCGAACGUAUAUCCUACAGUCUCUCCGGCCAACCGCCCUUUGAGAUAUUCUACACCUUCAACGGCGUCUCCCGCAAAGCCAAAUCCCAAUCCACAACCUUCCGGCGCAUCGCCGAGAAACCAGGCAACUUCACCAUCACAGGCGUCUCAGACAAAGCUUCCGAAUGCAAAGCCCGCACCAACAUCUCCAAACUCAUACACCAAAUGCCCUCAGUCCGCAUCUCCAAGGGCCGCGAGAUGGAAAUCGAUAUCCAUGAGGGCGGACACGCGGAUCUCGUGUUCGAGUUCACGGGCACCCCGCCCUUUGAGUUUACGUAUACUCGCAGCACGAAUGUGAGGAAGGGACAGAGGAGUCAGGUCCUCGAGACGAGGAGGGAUGUCAGUGAUGAGUUUAGCAAGACGGUUGUUAGUAGUCUGGAGGGCACGUAUGAGGUUGUGGCUAUCAAGGAUCGGUAUUGUAGUUUUUCGACGCAGGGGGGUGAGGGAGGUGGGAAGGGGCACAAGUUGUUGCAGUUUUAG
Glarea lozoyensis ATCC 20868 is the source of this 3768-nucleotide messenger RNA. RefSeq lists its product as uncharacterized. Gene Ontology annotation, biological process: nuclear pore organization; protein import into nucleus. Lineage: Eukaryota; Fungi; Ascomycota; Leotiomycetes; Helotiales; Helotiaceae. Bases 1 to 3768 code for a protein of 1255 amino acids. Gene Ontology annotation, molecular function: structural constituent of nuclear pore. The transcript is spliced from 4 exons. The record is from RefSeq and is a predicted model, not a curated record. Gene Ontology annotation, cellular component: nuclear pore transmembrane ring.